AUGGCUGACGUGCCCAUUGUGCUCGAUGGCGGAACCGGUUUCCUCAAGGCUGGUUACGCCGGCCAGAACUUCCCCGAGCAACAGUACCCGUCUAUCGUCGGUCGCCCAAUCCUCCGUACCGAAGAGCAGACUGGCCUAGAUGUCCAGCUCAAGGACAUCAUGUGCGGUGACGAGGCUGCCGCUGCCAGAUCCAUGCUCCAGAUCACCUAUCCCAUGGAGAACGGUAUCGUCAAGCGCUGGGACGACAUGCAACAUCUCUGGGACUACACCUUCUUCGAGAAGAUGAAGGUCGAUCCUACCGGCCGCAAGAUCCUCCUCACCGAACCACCAAUGAACCCCUUGAAGAACCGCGAAAUGAUGGCUGAAGUCAUGUUCGAACGUUACAACUUUGGUGGUGUCUACGUCGCCAUUCAAGCCGUGCUUGCCCUCUACGCCCAGGGUCUGUCAUCUGGUGUCGUCGUAGACAGUGGUGAUGGUGUUACCCAUAUCGUUCCCGUCUACGAGAGUACCGUCCUCAACCACCUCACCCGCAGACUCGAUGUUGCUGGAAGAGAUGUCACGCGCAACCUCAUCUCCCUCCUCACCCGCCGUGGUUACGCCCUCAACAGAACCGCCGAUUUUGAGACUGUUCGCGCUAUCAAGGAGAAGCUCUGCUAUGUUUCCUACGAUCUCGCUCUUGAUAAGCAACUCAGCGAAGACACCACUGUUCUUGUCGAGUCCUACACCCUCCCCGACGGUCGCGUCAUUCGUGUUGGUUCUGAACGCUUCGAAGCUCCCGAAUGUUUGUUCCAACCUCACCUCGUCGAUGUCGAACAACCUGGUAUCGCCGAGUUCCUCUUCAACACCAUUCAAGCCGCCGAUGUCGAUGUCAGAUCAAGUCUGUACAAGGCUAUUGUCUUGUCUGGUGGUAGCAGCAUGUACCCUGGUCUUCCUAGCAGAUUGGAAAAGGAAUUGAAGCAACUUUGGCUCACAAAGGUCUUGCAAGGAAACCCAGAGAGAUUGAGCAAAUUCAAGGUCAGGAUAGAAGACCCGCCGAGAAGAAGGCAUAUGGUCUUCUUGGGAGGUGCAGUCCUCGCAAACAUUAUGGCCGACAAGGAGAGCAUGUGGAUAUCCAAGCAAGAGUGGCAAGAACAGGGUACUCGUGCCUUGGACAAGCUGGGCGCUCGAUGA
This is a messenger RNA of Aureobasidium melanogenum CBS 110374, 1170 nucleotides long. Its product is annotated as Actin/actin-like protein. The transcript has 6 exons. Gene Ontology annotation, biological process: Arp2/3 complex-mediated actin nucleation. Lineage: Eukaryota; Fungi; Ascomycota; Dothideomycetes; Dothideales; Saccotheciaceae. Gene Ontology annotation, cellular component: actin cortical patch; Arp2/3 protein complex. The record is from RefSeq and is a predicted model, not a curated record. The coding region runs from base 1 to 1170 and encodes 389 amino acids. Gene Ontology annotation, molecular function: actin filament binding.